AGAAUCAGCUGGUCAGCGGGUAUAUUUUUCAAUAUGGCGGCGUUUGCUGAUCUGAACGUUCCCUUCCUCGAUGAUCCACGUGCAACUGAAAAACUCGUCGCUAAAGCUGUUAAGCUCGGUUACGAGACUAUUGCAAUCUCCAAAACCUAUAUAUUCCAGAAUGAGGUAGAUAAAGGGAAGAAAAAAGGAAAGAGAAAGGUAAAAAACCACGUUGCUGUGACACCAAUAGAUUGGGAUGCUCUUCCUUCCAUUCAAGACAUGAGAAAAAGAAACCCCAAGUUGAAGUUUUAUUCGCGGAUAACUGUACCACUGGAGGAUCAAAGCCACGUUGCAAUAAUUUCAAGCGAAGUUGUGCAGUCUUUUGAUAUUUUAGCCGUUCAGCCAACAACUGAUAAACUUUAUCAACAAGCUUGCAAGACGCUAGAAAUUGACAUUAUUUCCUUUGAUAUGACGAGGAGGUUACCCUUUCACUUAAGGUUCCCAGCAAUUCAUGCAGCCGCUGAGCGUGGAGUACAUUUUGAGAUUAUUUAUUCGACUGCGUUGCGGAGUCCGUCGGAAAGAACAACAAUGUUGUCUAUUGCUAUGGACCUCGCAAUUUUCACCAAAGGAAAAAACAUCAUCAUAACAAGUGGAGCAGAGGACGUGCUUGAUUUUCGUGGACCGUAUGAUAUCGUUAAUCUAGGAAUGCUCUUUAAAUUAAAGGAAGAACAAUCAAAAUCUGCAGUUACAAAAAACUGUAGAGCUGUUUUGUUUCAUUCUGAGGCCAGAAAAGGCACAGAAAAGUCCAUAAUUUCAGGGAAGCUGUUAUCUUUACAACCUAAUGAGAAUGAAAGGAAUAUAAACAGUACCUUUGGCAAUGAAGAUGAGGAAAGUAAAGGUGCUGUCAACGAGAACAGUGUAACUGAAACUAAUGGGAAUGAAGAUGGUGAGCCAGAGGAAAAGAGAGCAAAAAUUCCAUAG
Messenger RNA from Pocillopora meandrina, 960 nucleotides. The record is from the annotation of a GenBank genome assembly. NCBI's taxonomy places the organism in Eukaryota, Metazoa, Cnidaria, Anthozoa, Scleractinia, Pocilloporidae.